AUGGCGAUGCCGGCUGCGUGCCUGUCUUUCAUGGUUGCCAACAUCGAGGCGCGAAGAAUGACGAUGAAGCCUGCUGCUUCGUUAUCUCACUGCUGCAUGUUUGCUGAUAGAAGGGCGUUCUCAACAGGAAGACAAUGUGUCUUCCCAGCUGAUAGGAAGGACAGGUGCUGUACGCGCACCUUCAUGGCUGGAAUCAACGGUGACGAUGAUAUUAUUGAUGUGAGUGACUUGGUGGAUUCCUCUGCUUAUGACUUUACCUGGGAUGGACAUGAUGCAAUGGUCUUUGAGAACUUUCGUUGCUCAUCUGGUCAGAUUGCGAAUCACAUCAAGAAGAUGGUAGUUGACGAGCCUGCGCGAGUUUCAACCCUCAUCGCACAUUUCGGGGAAGAAUCUCAAGAGGUGACUAGAAUGUCAGCUUUAGGAGCCAGGCUGCUACGUCUGACCUUUUUAUCGUCUCCCCUCCGUCAUCUCAUGGAGGAUGAGAUCCUCGGAACGUCCACUGUCGUAAGUUUGUUCAUUCCCAUACCAAACACCUUUUCACAGGUUUAUCAGGAUUUCACAGCUGAAGAUAUCCUGGCAGUUGCAGAGAGUUCGGAAACAGAGGGUGCGCGGCUGAUUGUUAACAGGAAGCAGAGAGACAACUCGGUGGCACGAGUUUUUCGACGGAAGACACCAAGUGAAGACGAGCGAGUCUCAAGUGCUGGUUCCGCAUCGAGCAGGCUGCAAGAUUUUACGGUCAAAGAACUCAAGCUUCUUUGCAAGCGCCAGGGAGUGCCAUCGAGUGGACGCAAGUCGGAACUGAUAGAGCGACUGAUGGGCGUGUUGGACAAAUAG
Messenger RNA from Guillardia theta CCMP2712, 834 nucleotides. RefSeq lists its product as hypothetical. Lineage: Eukaryota; Cryptophyceae; Pyrenomonadales; Geminigeraceae. The record is from RefSeq and is a predicted model, not a curated record. Bases 1 to 834 code for a protein of 277 amino acids. The transcript has 2 exons.